ACCAGUCAACAGAUGACGAGAGCCUUUUUUUGAAGCAACUUCAGACGGGAACAUUCAGAAAGAAGAGACCGAUAAAAUCACUUGGCUUUUGGGUCUGUUAAAUAUAAAAUGCCUUCUACUAGAAAACAAAUGAUGUUCCUUGUAGGUUCACUGGGCAGCUUGGCUGCUCUUUUGAUAGUGACUUCUUCUCUGGCUACACAAGAUUGGAUUGCAAGUGAAAUAGAUUGCAAGAACAACAGCGGCCCUGGGACUGGAAAAUUGGAAAUGAGCUUCGGACUUUUUACUGGCGAUGGGGAGCGAUCAUCAUGCCCAUAUUUUGCUGACAAAUUUACAAUCACAGUAUUAAAGGUAGUAAAUGAAGGAACCACUUCAGGACCCCUUCAUGCCUUAGUUGUCACCUUCUUGGCUGUCAGUAUCUUCUGUUCAUUGUGCAGUUUUGGGACUAGUGCAUACAAUGUCUUCAGCAACCCUUAUGAGACUUACUUAGGACCCAUAGGGGUUUAUGUGUGGAGCUCAAUAAGUGGUGUGCUUCUUUUACUCGCUAUCAUUUUCUUUGUGGCAAAUGCAGAGCUGAAUAAUUUGUCAUUGGAUGUAGCCAAGACAAGUGUAAUAGGGCUCCCUGAGAUCAAAGUCAAGAAGAAUGUGUUUGGGUAUUCUUACUACAUCCUUAUUGUUGCUGUGGUCUGUAAUGUGGUCUCUGUUGUUGUAAUCAGCAUUUACCAGCAUGCCAAAUACACAUAUACAAAGGAGCAACAGCGUCCCACAGAAAAUGCUCCCAAAGAAGUCAUGAUGUAUUAAGUAUGCAUUUGUUAAAAUAUCUUUCACCCAUCCACCUAAAAGGUGAUAUUAAUGACAAGCUUGGAUAUGCCUCACUAUCUUUUAAUUUACAGUAUACAGCCUAAUAUUUUGUAGCACCGUGUUUCAGAUGUAAGAAAACACUUGCAUCAUGCAGCAUCAUGAACUGAGUUUUUUUGAUCCAAAACUGCCUACUCUAAAAGUAAAUAGUCAGUGACGAGUAUUUAAAAACUUUUCUGUGAAGAACACUGUUGCAGGUGAACAACUGAGGCAUAAGGACAUCAUUUCAGAUAAUUGACUUGUAUUGGUGUAAACAAAUGCUGAUCUUUAAUAAUAGUGAGUUUGAGAAUCUGCUUGAUUUUCUUAUAUUUAUGCUUUACUAAAAAGUUUAAUGAGAAAACAUCAAGUCUUAUAAAUAGCAAAGUGAACAAUAAUCCUUGUCUCUUUAUCGAAUCUUUUUUCUUUAUAUCUGUUGCAUUGCAUUCCACUUUCUGUAAUAAACAGAGCCUAUAUCUUCAUAUCUUUCAUGACACUCCUUUUUGUAUUAAUAUCAACUUAUUAGCAAAUACCAGUUGUUUCUGUGUGUAUACAUUUCAAAAUAGAAAAAUAGAAAAGGGGUUCAAUGACAUCGUUGCAGGUCUCCAUAUUGUUGAAGAAGACAUCACCAGUGAUGAUAUUGGAUUAUGUAAAGAUGAUUCAAAGUCUAUUCAUUGAAAAUUGAUUUUAAACUUCUACAAAUCACAUCACUGUAUUGGCAUCAAAACUUAAAAAUAUAACUGCCUCAUCAUAGAAUUGACUUGAAAAAAUGUCUACCUUCAAGAAAACAGUUGACGUUACUAACACUACGGUGGAUAUUAUUCUACCAUAUUCCUAACAGGGACUUAGCAUGCUGUAACAAAUCAUAUUUCAUUCUGUUUUAUCAUGGCUUAUCUACAUCAAAGUUAGUAGCAAUAUGCAGGUGUACAAGAGCACUGAUUUUUCAAAAAUUUAGGGUUUUCCUUUGAUAAAAAUGUAGUGUCAUCUGUUAAUUUUAGAGUUAUUGUCUUGUAUACACAGAGCAAUAAUAUACCUACCUGAAAGUUUGCCCAGUACAGAGCAGGCCACCACUGUAUUUGUUUGAAGGCCCAAAUAUGUUGGCUAUGUACAGUAUAUUAUAACAACACAAAAUAAUAGAAGGUGGUGGUGAAUGAAACAGCUGAAUUUCCUUUUGUAAACAGUUUUCUGAAACUGAUGCUAAAUAGUGUUUCACAUGCAAUUUUACAAUUGCAAAAAUUACCAAAAAUGGAUUUUUGGAGUUUUAAAGAUUUGGGGAGGUUUAAAAGAAACUAACAUUACUUUGUAGCGGUUUUGCAACACAUACACUCCUUUUAGCAUAUUUUCCAGAAGAGGGUCCAGAUAAAAAUAAACAUGGAAAAACUGUUAUUUGGAAAUUCAGCAUGGCUUAACACAAGCUACAAAGAGACAAAAACUGUAAUCUGGCAACACAAUAAAGUUGUUAUCCAAGUUAGUUAAAUAGAAAUGUUGUAACAGAUGUUAUAGAUGAGAUUGCAAAACAUUGUGUAUGCUGAUAAUGGUGUCCUCCCAUCAUCCCCAGCUCUCUCUUGCUGCCUGAUGGGGAUUGUAAUUUCCAAUCAGCACUGGGUUUUAGAUUGUUCACUUCCAUUAUAACCUCUCAGGCCAUAUAGCCUAUAUUUUAAGUAGGACCAACGGCAAAACAUAUUCAAAAAUUUUUUGAAAAUCAGUGGACUUGUUUUGGCAUGACUGGCAAACAAACAAAUAAAUUAUGAUUUAUUUAUGUAGAUGUUAACCUUGUAUAAGAAGUAGCCUGCAUGGCUUGAUAUGGAAGUAUUUAUCAAGUAUAGAAAUAAAAAUAACACAACUGUAUAUAUAUAUAUUUACCAUGUUGUCUUUUCCUGUUUUGUCCAUGACUCAACACGCUUGAAAUAUGACUUGGUGUAUGCAGAUUUACUAGCAAACCAAAAAGAAAAGAAAAGAUUUUUUUUUAAUGUUGAAAAUUCUCUGGACCCCAAAGCUUUGAAUGCUUUCAUAGUCAAUCAACCAACAAAUCUAUAUUUUAUUUUGGGAUCAGCAGAAAAAGUAGCAGAAUUUUACAUUGCAAAGGAUAGCACUGCAGACUCACAGCAGCAGGUACUUGAGUUCAAAUACUAGCCCGGCCAUUUUAGAUAUAUAUAUUGUACAAGACAUCAGAGUAAUUGGUAAGAAAGUACAAAGUUCAAAUAGCAAGAAAUUUAAAUUAGACACAAGAUGUUUAACACUGCAUGUAGCCUUAAGGCCAGACGAUAAAUGUAAUAAAAGCAGUACUAGUGGAACAGUGACAGGGUCAGGAUAAGCUGUACAUAUUAAAGUGGUAUUAAAAUGUUUAGGCAGUGCUAAAGUGCUGCAUGAAAUGGUUGGUAGUCUUGAGGCACCUGAAGAUUUAACUAAGAGAAAAUGAAAAAACCUCAUUUCACAGCUUGGGAGUACGAACUGAGAAAGAGCAUUCAUUUGUAACCUGUCUUGUGAGGAAGUUAUGAGUUUGAUUUAUGCACAUUUUGGAUGUCAGAGUGAUUCCAUAAGAGUGAUCAUGCUCCAGUUGACUAUGAUCAAGCUCUGAUUUUGAACAUUCAGGUACUCUUUAUAGAUAGAGAGCACUCACGAUUAUAUUUUUUGCAGUAAUAGCACUUAGAGUUAGACAGAUCUGGAGUUCAGAUAGGAGAAAGUAAAUACCAGUGAGGCACAACAGUCAAUAGCUGUUAAGAGUCAAACUUUAUCUGCCUCUAUUCUUGCCAUUGCAUGAGAGGAAGUGGGACAAGAACUGAAAGGAAUAAAAUGUGUGUCUCGGUGUGAGUCACAACAUCACAAAAUAGCAAACAAGCAUCUGAGAAAAAUUGUAUAUAAAAUGGUAACUAUGCUACCUCGCUGUUAUCGCUAUAAUAAAUGACAGUGUGGUUUAGUGGCUAGGGAAAUGUAAAAGCUGAGUGGUUCACUUCUGUCAUUAAGCCACUGUGCAAACCUGUAAACCCAACUGAGCUCCAAAUGUUAAAAUAUACCUGUAUAUAUAAAUUCUGUAAAAAAUAAAAAAGAAUCUUAAGUCUGUAUGUUGCUUUACAUAAUUAUGUGAAAAUAAAAGUAAUGCAUGGUUUUUGAAUCUUGAAUUUAUUAUCUGCGUUCAAGUCGAUACAUUAUUCAUAUAAAUACCCUUCACACUCUUCAGAAAAAUCUAGUACAACAAAAAGUAACAUUUGCUUAAAUUAUGUAAUUUGUAUGUUUGUUUAUAUGGACAUUUGUUACAUUACUGUGAAAAAAACCUGGUGGCUAAGGAAAAAAUAGCCUGCAAAUCAUUGAGUAUGUGCUGACAUGACCUUUCUGACAUCCAUCGACUAAUUAAGACUCCUUUCUAUGUGUCUGUAAUGUCAGUGACCACCCCUGGAAUACGGACUGAAGGUUUUCUUGGUUUCAGAGCAUUGCUCACAGGACCAGUAGUAUACCACUUUUUCAACAAUUGCUGAAUUGUACAUAUCACAACAGUCAUCGCAGCAGGAUAUUAUUUCAUGAAUCACUGAUGUGUCAGUUUAAAAUCAUUUGCAGAAAUAUGCAACUGUGAAGUUAUGUACUGCCUAAUGAACAUAGCAUGUCUCCUCUUAAACAAAAUGUGUAUGGGGAUUUCCUGCUAGCUUCAUCUGACUAUGCUUGCUGCUGCUCUACGCCAGGGUGGGACUCCUCAUUGUGCGUGGGGCUAUUUUUCAGUGCACUGCCCUUUUUAAUUUAUGUGUUAAACAUAACAGUGGUUUUCAAAUCUUUUUGAUGUUGUGACCCACAUUUUCCCAAAUAAGUGUUUUUGCAACACACCAAGGUGUGGGUUCCCCCCUGGAUAAUCGAGCCUCAUUAUCAGAAUGGGUGGGGUUAUCCCCCUUGGUGAAUCGAGGACACUCGUUAGAGUGACAGGGGGAUCAAGCACAAUUGUCGGAAUGGUGACCUGCUGCGAUCCACUGUUGCGCCGAACAGAAACAAUAUUUGAUCACUCCUAUGAAAGUGCAUGUGAAAACAUUUAGCUUAAUUUUAUUAAGUUAUUUGAGAUCAGUAAAAUGACUUCAUGGACUUCUAUGAAAUAUUAAAUUCAAUGGAAAUUUGUUUUUAUGAGAAUUUGAUUUUUGUAAGAAAAUGACAUAUAUAUUUUUAAAGCAGAAAAAGGUAAACUUAAAAUGUCCAUGCAAACAAUAGAGUGCUAUUUAACUUAAUGUAUUCUACAUUGUAAUUGCUUGUUUUAUUUCUUUACUACUGUUAAGUAUAUUCCAAAUGAUUCUUGUAAAUGUAAUAAAGUCUUGUAAAACUUCUUGUAAAUGAAUAAAUAGUAUUAAAAAAUGAAGUACAGAGUGCUUGAAAGCAUGAACUGUUUUUUUAUGUUGUUUUUUGCCCUUUAGCAGUGACUGUUUCUUGACACUCCAGUGCUGGGGGAGAAAUGCUUGGUAAUCUGAGGAGAGCAAUGAUGGAAGAAGAUGUGAUAUUUAAUGUUGCAGAAAGCAAAAACUUAAAAAAAAAAAUUAUAGGAGUCAGAGCAGUAAUAUCUUGCUCAUCUUGGUAAAAAAAAUAAAAAUCCUUAAUUUUUACAAUGUACUGGAUAAGGAUCCUUAAAAAUAUAACAGGUAUUGCAUUCAC
Molecule: messenger RNA, 5451 nt
Organism: Erpetoichthys calabaricus (reedfish)
Lineage: Eukaryota; Metazoa; Chordata; Cladistia; Polypteriformes; Polypteridae
Product: clarin-3
Exons: 3
Coding region: 109-798 (229 amino acids)
Source: RefSeq, a predicted model, not a curated record